Messenger RNA from Bacillus rossius redtenbacheri, 4027 nucleotides. It is a transcript of the gene Ctps, whose product is annotated as CTP synthase. The coding region runs from base 82 to 1860 and encodes 592 amino acids. The transcript has 12 exons. The record is from RefSeq and is a predicted model, not a curated record. Gene Ontology annotation, cellular component: cytoophidium; cytoplasm. Gene Ontology annotation, molecular function: CTP synthase activity; identical protein binding. Lineage: Eukaryota; Metazoa; Arthropoda; Insecta; Phasmatodea; Bacillidae. Gene Ontology annotation, biological process: CTP biosynthetic process; pyrimidine nucleobase biosynthetic process.
GUGGCGCCAAGUCGGUGCUUUGAGCGGCGUGUAGAGUAGUGUGCACGCUUAUACUUUGAAUAAUUAAAUAUUACAGAAAGAAUGAAGUAUAUUCUUGUAACAGGUGGCGUUAUAAGCGGAAUUGGUAAAGGUGUAAUUGCUAGUUCGUUUGGAACGAUUCUGAAAUGUUGUAAUAUUCCAAUUACGUCUAUUAAAAUUGAUCCAUACUUGAAUGUCGAUGCUGGAACAUUUUCGCCGUAUGAACAUGGUGAGGUUUACGUGCUGGACGACGGCGGGGAGGUGGAUCUGGAUCUCGGCAACUACGAGCGCUUCCUGGACGUGACGCUGCACAGCGACAACAACAUCACCACGGGCAAGAUCUACCAGCACGUCAUCACCAAGGAGCGCCGCGGCGACUUCCUGGGCAAGACCGUGCAGGUUGUUCCGCACAUCACGGACGCCAUCCAGGAGUGGGUGGAGCGCGUGGCCCACCAGCCGGUGGACGGCGAAGGAACGAAGCCUCAGGUGUGCGUCGUGGAGCUGGGCGGCACCAUAGGCGACAUCGAAGGAAUGCCGUUCGUGGAGGCGUUCCGGCAGUUCCAGUUCCGAGUCAAGAAGGAGAACUUCUGUUGCGCCCACGUAUCCUUGGUACCGCAGCCCAAGUCGACGGGCGAGGCGAAGACGAAGCCCACGCAGGCCAGCGUGCGCGAGCUCCGCGGCCUCGGGCUGUCCCCGGACCUCAUCGUGUGUCGCAGCGAGAGCCCCAUCGACCUGACGGCCAAGGCCAAGAUCUCCAACUUCUGCCACGUGGGGCCGGACCAGGUGAUCUGCAUCCACGACCUGCCGUCCAUCUACCGCGUGCCCAUGGUGAUGGAGAGCCAAGGCAUCGUGCAGUUCUUCAACGACCGCCUGCAGCUCGACAUCCCCAUGCCCCCCCCUCUGCGCUUCAUGCACAAGUGGCGCAGCCUGGCGGAGCGGUUCGACACUCUGCGCCGGGAGCUCACCAUCGGCCUGGUGGGCAAGUACACCAAGCUGAAGGACGCGUACGCGUCGGUGAGCAAGGCGCUGCAGCACGCCGCCGUGGCAGCCGGCUACAAGCUGCACCUGCAGUACAUCGAGGCGGCGGACCUGGAGACGACCACCAAGACGGACAACCCGGUGCAGUACCACGAGGCCUGGCAGCAGCUCUGCAAGAGCGAUGGCGUGAUAGUGCCGGGAGGGUUCGGGCAGCGCGGCAUGGAGGGCAAGAUAGAGGCGUGCCGCUGGUGCCGCGAGAGCCACAAGCCGUUCCUCGGCAUCUGCCUGGGGCUGCAGGCCGCCGUCAUCGAGUUCUCGAGGAACGUGCUGCACCUGCAGGAUGCCAACACGACGGAGAACAACCCCGACACGCUGCACCCCGUCGUGGUGGACAUGCCGGAGCACAACCCGGGCCAGCUCGGGGGAACCAUGCGGCUCGGCAAGCGCGUCACUGUGUUCAGUAGCGACAUGACCUCCAUCGUCCGCCAGCUGUACGAGAAGAGAGACUGCAUCGAGGAGCGACACCGCCACCGCUACGAGGUCAACCCCAAGUACGUGCCCGAUCUCGAAGCCGCCGGCAUGAAGUUCGUAGGCCACGACAGCGAGAAGGUGCGCAUGGAGGUGAUGGAGCUGGAGGGGCACCCCUUCUACGUGGCGGUGCAGUACCACCCGGAGUACCUGUCGCGGCCCCUCAAGCCGUCGCCGCCCUUCCUGGGGCUGGUGCUGGCCUCGUGCGGCAAGCUGGGGGCCUACCUGGCCCGCGGCUGCCAGCUGUCGCCCCGCCAGCUCUCCGACGACGACACGGGUGAGCGGGCGGCCCCGAGUCCAGAUGUACCUACUUGCUGUUUCCACUACGCAUUGUAGGUGCGGAUGUGUUGGGUCAUUUGUGCGAUCCAUGUGUGUUUAGGGGCUUGCAAGUUAGUUGGUGUAAUUAUUUCUUUGAGGGACCACUUCAACUCUACUAGGUGCAGGAUGCCACUCUCGGGGAGAAAGUAGCGAUUUUUAUGACCCGUGGGAUCCAGCCUGUCUUCUUGUUAAUGCAAUAAAACCCAGUUGCUAUGACCUUGUUUCAUCACGACAACCUCUCUAUUUCAACUCCUUUUUGAGGAACCGAAAAAUAGUUACUCCAAAAUUGGAAUGAAAUUGGCUGAAAAUUAAUUUUAAGCACAUUUAACUGGGAUUCUCUUGGCAAGCGAUGUACUGUACUUGGCAACUUAGCACAAAAGACAUGCCCUCCAUCAAGUUUAAUCUUUUAUCCCUCCUUUCACAGUUAAUGGUUCCAUGGUGCUGGGUUAACUGCACGCCGACCGUCCACCCAUCACCCGUCAGUCUAGCAUUGCGUUAUCGCAUGCUUUUGGACAUGCCACCCUCUCUGAUACUUGGAUUUGCACGAUUUGGAUUUCUCUUGGCUUUGACUAAUGGUUGUGAUGACUUAAGUCUUCAAUUAAGUUGUGUGUUAGAAAUGAUUUUGUGAACAGUUUUGACAUUUUUUUUAAAAGCAAUAUAAUAAUCAUAGUAAUGGAUUUCUGAGUUGUGUAAAAUUUGUAGAUAGUAGGGUUGUGCAGAAUUCAGGAAAUUCAGGAAAGGUUUUAGGCUUGCUAGGCCAGAAAAUAUAUUUUGGGGAUUUUUUAGGGUUAUUAAUGUGAAGGGUUUUUAUUUUACGCUACAUUCAGCAACAUUAAUUGAGAGGAAACUACUAAUAAAAAGUAAGCCUGUCCAAAAUUUCAAAUACAAAUCAUAAGCUAUUUGAUUUAACCUUGAAUAUUAACACUUCAAAGUAAUAAAUAUUUGUUUCCUCACGAAUAAAUUUGACAUAGUAUUCCUCAAGGUUUUUGUUUACCAAAUAAGUCGUUUGUGCGAUUUAAAUAUAUAUUUUUUUUAAUGUUUUAGUGGGACUGCAUAAUCAAAAACAUGAACAAUAAGUGACAUGUUAAACAUGUAACUAGUAUUCAAAGUUUUUUUCAUUAUCGUUUCUCUAAACAGUAACAGAAAAAAUGGCAUGAACGAUUCAUUUACUUAAUCACUUGUAAACAGAUAUUUACACUUUUCUGAAGGAAUUUAUGUGCUGAAAAGCCCACCUCUAAUAUGUUUCUACUGGCAUACAAGUGUUUGUGUGCUGGUAAUCUGAGAGGUGUGUGCGCUCAUGCUUGUUGCCUGUGUGCGCAGACGACGACUCGGCGCAGCAGAAGGGUGCGCACGACACGGCCUGACCAGCGCCGCUGGCUAGUACGCGCCAGCUCCUUCAGUAUUGGUUGUUUAUCCUACAUUCCUGAAUAACUACUGCCCCGCGUGGGCGCUCGAAAACCGGUUUUUAGGCAAUUAAUUGUUAAUGCGGGCAGGUCCUGCAUGAUAUACCAGGAAUUAUUUUAUAACAUUUUUUAUUUUUUAUUUGCACAACGCCUGAUGGUUUGUUUGCUUAUCUCUCUGUCAAGACUAAAAUGUUCAUUACCUAUCAGUUCUUAAUGCUGUGAAGUCAUUAUUAGGGGAAAGAUUAUUCCGUGAAUUGCGAUAAAACUGAAAAUCAUGUCAAUACAUACGCCACAAAGCACCACAUGCAGUUGAAAUCGUGAAACUAAUCUGCAUUUUCAAUCAAAACUUAACUCUAAUGACAAAUAACCUAAUCUUUUAAAUAUUAAAUUCAUUGAAAGUAAUUUAUUUAUUGUGAUUUAGUAUCACAGUUUAACAAAAAAAAAAAUUAAAAAAAAGUUAUUUUUUUAAUCUUGCAACUGUUAUUGGUUACUCGUUUUUCCAUUAUGACCAUAGGACAUUUUACAAACAUAGAAAUACGUAACAAGUUUAUUUUAUUUGUUUUUAAAAAAUAAACAUGCUUUUUUAAAAUCAUUAUAUUGAAAAAAUACAUCAUCAAAGGUGACUAUUUUGAAAAAAAUUAGUCAUGGAACAUUUAAGUAUCAUAUUUGUUCAAUAAUAUGUUUUUUUUUUUUAAUAAAUGUAUUUCAUAAAAAAAAAACCAACGCAGAAAUCUCCUGCUUUAUAAAACAAAAUGUGCCAGAAAAUAAAAUAAUGAAAUUGU